AUGGAGACGCAAUCGAUGAAGAGGCUGAAUGUCCUGCGAAAGUCUGCCCUCACUUUCUUCCGUCAGGCCUUGGCGCGAACUUGUCCGCGCUGCGGCAACGUUCUUCUUCUGCUCCUCUUCUCCGACUGCACCUCGACAAUUCACGGGAAAGCAUGGCUAGAGAUGGACAGGCCCAUUACCAAUGAUCUGGUCAAUUCUUUCACCAAUCCAGUCUUGUCCUCUCUCGCCGUAGGCGUAGGGACUGGAGUUCUCGGAAUAGCUUAUGGCGGAGUAGCUGGAACUAUUCUCUCGACGCCUAAUCCUGUUCUAUACCCAACCUACUCCGGAGUUCAAUGGCUCUGCGCAGGAACUACAUUCUUCUACUGUCGUAGUGUCCUUCUUGCAGACCCGAAAACUCGACAGCACCCGCUACAGGUGGUCGCUGCAAGUGGCCUUAGCGGCUUUGGUGCCGGUGCUGUCGCAGGUGCAUUUUUGCGACGAGCUGCUGUGAUCCCAGGCGGCAUUAUUCUGGGAGCCCUGGCUGCCACCUCUCAGGCAGCGCUCAAUGUGAACGGAGGAUCCUUUGAUCUGAAUUUUAAUGAUAUCCCAUUACGCUUGCAGCGAGGCAUGGCCAACCUUAUGCCUAUGCAAUCGCUCUCUGAUGAGCAGUAUGAAGAAUUGUUGAACAGCAAACUUCUCAACAUUGAGGCACAAAUUUCACUACUCGAUGAUCAAAUCGCAGACAUCCGUGAAGCAAGCAAACAGCAAAAGUCUAGCAGGAAGUCAGAUUCGUGAACAGAUCCGGGACAGAUGAGGACAAAACCGUCAAGACCAUUGGAUCACUACCAUAGCAAGAAGCUCAGGUGGCCUUCCUCAAAAUGUUGAUCCGGAACAGGAUGGCCAGUCUAUUGUUCUCCAUCUACCGGCAUCAUAGCCUCGAGCAACAGCCACCGACUCCCAAGAAAUAGCUUGUUUCACCAAGCAGCUUAUGAACGACUUUACGACGAUCGAGCACAAUGCUCGAAUUUACAAAUGAGCACCAUCGACACCCCCAACGACUGUUUGCAAGUUGGAAGACUGUCAAAUAAACAUGUCGGAGUUAAGCUCGAGGAUGUCGGCUAAAGAGGCUCAACCGGAAGAUCAGGUCCGGGCAACAUUUUGUACAGUACUCUCACACAAUGUUCAAGAGGAUCAAUGUUCAAGAGGAUCAAUGUUCAAGAGGA
Molecule: messenger RNA, 1202 nt
Organism: Exophiala oligosperma
Lineage: Eukaryota; Fungi; Ascomycota; Eurotiomycetes; Chaetothyriales; Herpotrichiellaceae
Exons: 4
Coding region: 1-774 (257 amino acids)
Source: RefSeq, a predicted model, not a curated record